AUGCCCGCAAGAACGCCGAGGAGAACAGCCCACAAGAGAACGCCGUACAGGCAGAGAGCACAGGAGCAGAAGGAGCACCAGAAUGAAGAGCCAAAUUCCUCGCUCACCGACAUAAUUAAGUACUACAAGGAGAAAGAGACAAUCCGGGAGGAGUACAUCCUCGCCCUAAAGGAGGAGGUCGCCCACUUGAGAAGGGCGUCCCAGGAAAUAGACUACCCAGCCCUCACAGGACUCACAAUCUCAAAGGAAAAGAGCCUCCUCCACUGUAAACAGGCCAUAGAGAAAGAGGGAAAAGUCUCCUCAAUCGCAUUCACUUUGGAGGAAACCCCGGACGGAUACACGUACAAAUACAAAGAGAGCGCAAACAUCGAAGAACUCCCGGAAUACUUAAAGAAGGAAAUUUACUUUGACCAAAACCAAAUAAAACUCUUCUUCUUUAAUGUCUACGAGUGCGUGGCCAGAGAUGAAUAA
Messenger RNA from Nematocida major, 471 nucleotides. RefSeq lists its product as uncharacterized. The coding region runs from base 1 to 471 and encodes 156 amino acids. The transcript has a single exon. NCBI's taxonomy places the organism in Eukaryota, Fungi, Microsporidia. The record is from RefSeq and is a predicted model, not a curated record.